Molecule: messenger RNA, 903 nt
Organism: Anthostomella pinea
Lineage: Eukaryota; Fungi; Ascomycota; Sordariomycetes; Xylariales; Xylariaceae
Source: the annotation of a GenBank genome assembly
AUGCCUCCACGAAUACCGGCCAGGCUGGCAUCUCAGUGCUGCCAGGCUGCGAUUGAUUCGCCUGCACGUUCAUCAAUCGUCGGUCUAUUUGCUGCGCUCUCCGUCCAGACCCGAAGCGCAUCCAUCCUCGCGAACCUGUCCGACAACCGGGGAGCGCAUCAGAAGCGCAUUCGUGUCGGUCGCGGUCCUUCUUCAGGAAAGGGAAAGACAUCCGGAAGAGGUCACAAGGGUCAAAAGCAGCAUGGACAUGUCAAGCCGUGGUUCCAGGGUGGUCAGACACCAUUGAUCUUCCAGAAAGGACGCCUCGGAUUCGAGAAUUUCCGGGCAGACGUCUUGUCCGAAGUCAAUCUCGACAAGCUCCAGGAAUGGAUUGACACGGGUCGAAUCGAUGCGACCAAGCAGAUCACACCGAAGGAGCUUAUACAGUCGAAGCUCGUUGGCACCGUCAAGGAUGGAAUCAAGCUACUCGCGAGGGGGGCCGACGGGUUGAAGCAGCCCGUCGACAUCAUCGUAUCGCGAGCGUCGGCAUCGGCAAUCGAUGCGGUGGAGAAGGCGGGCGGGAAGAUCAUCACCAGGUACUACACGAAGCAAUCGAUAAAGCGGCUGGUGCUGGGCAAGAGUGUCAACAGCGACGUGCCACUGCCGACAGGGCCAGAACACGUGGAGCCGGUGCUGGAAGCUGUCCGGCAGAAGGCGUUCACGUACCGGCUGCCGGAUCCGACUUCUCGGUGGGAUAUCGAGUACUAUCGAGACCCGGCACACAGGGGCUACAUGAGCCACACGUUGCAGCCGGGCGAGUCGCCCAGUCUGUUCUUCAGGGUGCCGCCGGCACAGUUGGCCAAGCAGAUGGAGAAGAAGAAGAAGGUUAAGCAGGAGGAGACGAAGCUUUGGGAGAAGCUAUAG